This is a messenger RNA of Sporothrix schenckii 1099-18, 4926 nucleotides long. RefSeq lists its product as uncharacterized. The transcript has 4 exons. The coding region runs from base 1 to 4926 and encodes 1641 amino acids. The record is from RefSeq and is a predicted model, not a curated record. NCBI's taxonomy places the organism in Eukaryota, Fungi, Ascomycota, Sordariomycetes, Ophiostomatales, Ophiostomataceae.
AUGACUGAGGUCGGACUCGCCGACCGCCUCGAGCUUCUGCGAUUAAAGCGGGCAGAAUAUAGCUCAAUCGUGCGAUCGCGCAAACGCAAGCUGCGCGAACUUUACGCUGUCGCGACCGAUGGCGAUGGCGCCCUCAAUCUAAACAAAUUCGACGUCGACGCGCCGCCAUCCACCACCGGCGAAACAAAAUUCUUGCUUGACACAGACAUCUUACAAGGUCGUCCGCUCAGCGACGCGCGCAUCCCGACACGACAAAAGCCCGACCUUGAGACGCUCAAGCAGUUCUUUGCAUCCGCGUCUGCUCCCUACCUGAAGGAAGCAGGCAUUGACACGCGACCCACCGUCGAAAACGGCGCGCCACCGACACCAACAACACAAGAUCACGACGCUCCCUCGAUCACCCUUCCCGAAUCACAUCUUGCGUCAACAAGCGGUCGCAAUGCCCAGGAUGCUCUUGAGAAUGCGGCCACACAACGCCGGUCCCCGGUUCAGGGGACACUGCCAGCGUCGGCAUCACCAACGGGCGCGGAUUCUCAAUCCAGGACACCUUUGUUAACUCCCCAGACAACAGCCGGUUUGGCGGCUCUGAACGGCGAGAGGCCAGAUGGCAUCCCGCACGAUGGCAAGGCAUCACCCGCCUUGGCAGCAGAGACAGCGACGACCCAACCGGUAGUGAAUGGCACGAAGCCAGAAGCACCAACGACACCGACAGCACCCGCAGUUGCGUUUGCGCCACGGGACGAAGAUGCGAUGGAUGUGGACAGCGCGGACGCGAAGCUCGCCAACUCGCCUGACAAUGCUACCAACGAUGCGGCAAAGGCUGGCGACAUUCCCUCGUCGCCUGACUCUAUCGCCCAGACGGCCACGACGCCCGCGGUACACGACGUGUCAGUAAACACGAGUCCCGAUAACGAGAACGAGUCCUACGCCGAAAGCGACGAAAAGGCCGAACUGCGCAGCAGCCAGGGGAAGACGGAGGAUCAGAAUCUUGCCGAUGGGGCCCGCGACGCUACCGUCGAGGCACAACUGCUCCAGGAAUCUGCUGCGGCUGGUGAGAGCCAAGCAGCGACCAGCAGCGAAGCAAACAAGACAAAACCACAAGCACAACCGACAACUCCAGCGGCAGCCACUCAAAGUCCAUCGCAGGCUAUGGAAGUGGAUGAGACGACUGAGGAUCCUGCAAAGAAAGAGACUGCGUCGCAGCCAGCGCCAGCACCGGCAACGACGGACGCGACCAGCUCGGCAUUGACCAGACCGACAACGGAGUCGAGGCCGUCCGCAUUGAACCACAUGAACGGCCAGGCGGGCUAUGUCAACGGGGCUGCCAGUCCCUCUGUUCUCGCCACUCUCCCGACGCCUAAGCCAUCGACCGGCGAUGCAAGCGAGAAUCUUACCCUCGGCGAUCUGGUAGUGGCGGACAUUCGGAAGGACAGCAAGAGAAAGGCACCGACGGUCUUGUUCGGCAAGCAGAAGAAGAGCAAGCCCGAGACUACGAUCGUCCCGUCCAACCUCGCCAAGUCGGAGAACCUGUUCGCCGAGGACUACUUCACCCCGCUCUUCGUGCAGACGUUUGCGCAAAACUCCAAGUGGCUUAAGAACCUCGAUCAGUUAGUGCAUCAUGCGCGGAAGACCAUCUCCAGUGCCGACAGCCAAGCAUCGAUUUUCGACAACCAAUCGUGCAAGAUCCUGAAACGCGUCUAUCAUCUUCAGCAGCAGGAUAAAUGGUCACUGCGCCAGCCGAAGCGCGCCCAGGAGCCCGUGAGACAAAAGUCGCAUUGGGAUGUGAUGCUGCAGGAGGUGAAGUGGAUGCGGACCGAUUUUCGGGAAGAACGCAAGUGGAAGCACUCGGCUGCUCGCCGUCUGGCUCUUGCCUGUGCCGAAUGGGUCCACGCAACACCCGAGCAACGGAAAGCUCUGCAGGUCGUUGCUAGCAUCCCGCCGCGGCGCAGCGCUGAGACGGACGACUUGCAGAUGAUUGGCAAUGCUAUGAUUGAUGCCGCGCACGCGGACGAAGCUCGGGACGCGGCGGCUGGUCUUGACGCAGACGAAGUGGACCUGGUCGAUGACGGUGAUUUCACGGAAGCUGUUGUUCCGUUUGCGACUACCGUGGCGCCCUCUGCCAUUUUCGCCCUGCAAGACGAUGCGGUCGUCUUCGAACUCAACCCGUCUGUGUCCUCUGACCGCCUCCUUGCCGAACUGCCCAUGUAUGGCUCGCCCCUCGAAGUGCCCAAGGCCGACCUGACGUCCAAAGAUCAAGAUCCAGAUGCCGCUUGGCGCCGCCCUGUUGUUCCCGUCAGCAAGUACAUUGAGACGCCAAUUGUGAUUAAGCGGAGACCACUGCUGCAAAAACAGAGCCGAUAUGCCAUUGACGACGAGGACGACGAUGACGAUGUCGAGGAAUUUGUGGACGAGACGCCAGCCGGCGGAGCGACCGACAAGAAAGUGACGCGCAACACAGCUGCAGCUGACAACAUUGUCGGGCUGUUCGACCCGAAUCUGAAGACGAUGCGUGAGCGCUUGCACGCUGGUCACCAGUUUCGCCCUCCGUCUGAAUAUCCGAUGCCGAUGCCUGGAUUCUAUGAGUACCGGCCACCAUCGCAAUGGACCGUGGCGGACGACGAUCAGUUGAAGAAGCUCGUGCGCGAGUACUCGUACAACUGGGCGUUGACGGCGAGCCUUCUUGCCCCCAAGUCGCUCUUUGCGUCAGGAGCCGAGCGGCGCACGGCGUGGGAAUGCUUCGAGCGGUGGGUCAGCCUCGAGGGCUUCCCCAGUGAUGCAUCGCGGUCGCCAUACUUCAAGAUGUACCAGUCACGGAUUGACGGUGCGCAGAAAGCGAUCCGCGAGGCGAACGAAAAGGCCGUGGCUGCCGCAGCCGCAGCCACAGCCGCGGCCGCAGCGGCGGCGCAGACCAAUGGCAGUGGCGGCUCAGCACCACCGCCCCCGACACCAGUGCAAAGACGUCGACCUACUCUUGCUAUGCGGGUAGAGCGUCACCGCAACCAGAGGCAUCUGGCGACAUUUGAAGCCAUGCGGAAGCUCGCGAAGAAGCGUGAGGCCAUCCAGCACAAGCAGCAGCAGCAGGCAGCCAUUGUGGCUACCCGGAAGUCAAACGAGCCGCCUCAGCAGCGCCCUGCGAUGAAGUCACCACGGGAGUACAGCAGAAUGCGAGCUGAGCGCGACCAGCGGAUGGCUGAACGCCUGGCCGAGUUUACGCAGCGGCAGGCGGAGAUGCACCGCAAGAACCAGUUGAUGGCUCGCCAGCAGAACCAGGGCAUGGCUGUUGCCGGUCCUGGCGUACCGCCUCAAGUCGCGGCACAGAUGGCCGCCGCGAACGGCAUGGCCAUGGCUGCUCGGCCGAACGUGCCCGUUGCGCCGCACGGCGUCCCCAUGCGCAACCCGCAGCAGCCGCGGCCGCGGAUGCCCAUUCAGAGCCCGGCGAACCCCAUGCAGGGCCUGCCACACAUUGCGAUGAACAGCGCUGGCACGCCAGUCCCGAUGACGAGCGUGCAACAGGCCCAGCUGCAGCAAGCCCUGCAGGCGCAACAACGCCUCCACAUGGCGCAGGCGCAAGCACAGGCUGCGCAGGGUGGCCAGCCGGACAUUAACCUUGUCCUGCAGGCUCGGCGCAUCCAGGACCAGCAACGGGCCGUUCAGAUGCAACAGCAGCAGCAGCAACAGGUGCAGCAACAACACCAAGUGCAGCAGCACCAACAGCAUCACCAGCAGCAGCAGCAGCAGCAGCAGCAACAGCAGCAGCAAUUGCACCAUCUGCAACAACAGAUGCACCACCAGCAGUUGCAGCAGCUGCAGAUGCAACAACUGGCGCAGCAACAGCAGCAUCAGCAGCAACAACCGCAACACGUACUGAACACCCAACAGCACACACCGCUCGCUCAACACGCCCAACUCAGCCAGCAGGGCCAACACUCUCCACACCUCACCCCGCAGCAGCAACACCAACUACAACAACAGCAGAUCUUAUUGCUGCAGCAACAACAUAUGCAGCAGCAAGCGCAGCAACAGGCACAGGCACAGUCGCAGACGCCGCAGUCGCAGCAACAGGCUCAGCAGGCCCAGCAGGCCCAGCAGCAACAGCAGCAACAGCAAGCGGCCGCACAGCAGGCGCAAAAGGCCCAACUGGCGCAACAGGGCCAGCCCAUGGUGAAGGCGCCGUCUGUGCUCCAAGGCUCGCCGACCGGCAUCCGACCGAUGAACAACCAGCAAAACUUUAUGGCUAACGGCCAGGGCAUGGCCGGCCAGUUCAACACCGCCAACGGCGCGCCCAUGGGCAGCCCUGUGGGUGUUGGAAUGGGCAUGGGUGGCCCUAUGGCGGCCAACUCGCCCUCGCCGCGCCCAGCGAUGCCGGCCCAAUCGCCCCUCCCGCCCAACAUCAUGGCGCAGAUUCGCGAGCUGGAGAACGGCUUCCGUGCCAAAAACCCCAGCCUGACUGCAGAGCAAGCUCGUACGAUGGCCAUCCAGAACUACUCGCAGAUUAUGAUGAUGCAGCGUGCUAGCGCCAUGCACUCGGCGGCGGGCGGCGGACCGCAGCAGGCACUGGCCGGCACGAGCCCGCGGCAGUACGCGCAGCUGCUCCGAGCCCAACAGGCCCAGCAGGUGCAGCAAGCCGCGUCGGCACAGCACCACGUCUCACAGGCCGCACAACAAGCGCAGGCUGUGCAGGCGGCCCAGGUCGCGCAGAUGCAAGCCGCACAAGCGGCUCAGGCUGCCCAGCAAGCACAGCUGCAAGCCCAAACACAGGCUCAGGCUCAGGGCCAGGGCCAGGGCUCGGCCGGAUCGCCGUCGAAUGUUGCCGCGUCUCCACUGCUUGCCCAGCAACAGCAACAACACCAAGCAGCCCAGCUGGCACGCCAGGCGAAUGGCAACAACGCUGUGCCCAAUGGCAGCGCCCAGACGCCAUCGAGCUAG